UUGAAAUCCCGAAGGUUGCCGAACAGUCUAGAAUCAAUUCGCUGUCUGCAGACGGUUGUUUUUCCUGCCAGAUAAAUUGAAUGUUCUCGAGCGAUUGGUUAUACAAAUAGUACUAGGUUCUAUUUGCAAUUAUUGCAUAGGUGCAAUUAUUUCAUAAAAAAACAUUUUGUGUGAUACUUUUUUUUGCAAAUCUAGCAAGCAAAAACUUUAGGCGACAACUGAGAAUGGCCAAGUGGGGCGAAGGUGACCCUCGUUGGAUUGUCGAGGAACGUCCGGAUGCAACGAAUGUAAACAACUGGCACUGGACUGAGAAAAAUGCGACUCCAUGGUCUAAAGACAGACUGAAAGCAUUGCUUCAAGAUUUCGUAAUCAGUGGGUCCGGCCAGGAAUGCAAAAUCGUAGAAAUAGAAAAGUUGGACGGUGAAGCAACGGCCAACAAUCGAAAAGGAAAGUUAAUCUUUUUCUACGAAUGGAACAUAGUUCUCAAAUGGAGCGGGUCGAUCGAUGAGGAGGAUGUAACUGGAAAAGUCACCAUACCUAAUCUCUCCGAAGAAAAUGACAUCGACGAAGUGGAACUGACGGUCUCAGUAGAUACUUCUAACAACGCAUCGGAGAAGCUAAAAACGUUUAUGUACAAUAUUGGACGAGACAAACUUCGGAAACAGUUGGAGAAUUAUGUUGAAGAGCUUAAACAAGAUUUUGCCAAAGGACUUAUUCUGCCGAAAAAGGGUGAGGAGAACGGAAAUCCUCCUGUGAAACCCGAUAAAGAAACUGUGUUUGCCAGCGGUUUUAACAAGCAGAAAUUCGAACAACAGACUGUGACUAGUGAUAAUAGCAAAGCUGGCUGUAAGCUGGACGUGAAAACACUGGAAACGGUGGAACGCUUUCAGUGUCGGGCAAAUGAGCUUUAUGACGCACUCACUCGCACAGACAUGGUGACUGCGUUUACACGUGGUUAUGUAAAGUUGGAUCUCUUCAAAGGCGGAGAAUUCGUCUAUUUUGGAGGAAAUGUUAGUGGUGCAUUCGAUGAAAUCGUUCCAAACAAAAAGAUCACUCAGACGUGGCGAUUGAAGCAGUGGCCUCCUGGUCACUUUUCCAAUGUUGUGAUGGAGCUACAACAAAUGGAUGAUCACACGGAACUGAAAUUAACCCAAACUCUAAUUCCUGCGGCCGAGUUUGAAGCAACCAAAGCAAAUUGGAGCCGCUAUUACUGGGACAGUAUUCGAUCGGCUUUCGGAUUCGGUACAUUUCUGUGUUAACAACGAAGCAUAAUUGAGAUCCGUGGGUUGUUUACCCGUGUUAUUGGCUAUAGAUCAUCUCCUUUAUUAUAUGUCAACGUGUAAAGUCGCAAACAAUUAAACAUAUAUCUGGAAUGAACAACAUAACAUCGUUGGAAUCAUGGAAGUAAUGCUUUCGUCUGUUUAACGACAUCGCGAAACAUCCCAUUAAAAUUACUAAUCGUCCUACGGAUAUGAUUUUCAGUGUACGACCUGGUCAACCAUUGUACAUUCUAAUUAGUUGUCUAUGCGUAUUUAGUUCAAAUCCGAUCCUUUCAGCGAACAUCCUGCACACCAAAUCAGCAGCUUUUUGAAUAGUUUAUAUUUAUUUAGUAUAGCAUGUUGACAUGGAUGCCGAAUGGUAGUUCAAGCGAAGUAAAAGUGGGUUGAAAAGCACUGCUGAUUCUUUAAAAUUGAAUAUAAUCGAAAUACACCAUCAGAUUAUCAGUA
Molecule: messenger RNA, 1727 nt
Organism: Malaya genurostris
Lineage: Eukaryota; Metazoa; Arthropoda; Insecta; Diptera; Culicidae
Product: activator of 90 kDa heat shock protein ATPase homolog 1
Exons: 4
Coding region: 225-1259 (344 amino acids)
Biological process (GO): positive regulation of ATP-dependent activity; protein folding
Cellular component (GO): cytosol
Molecular function (GO): protein-folding chaperone binding; ATPase activator activity
Source: RefSeq, a predicted model, not a curated record